UAAAUAGCCACGCAGCACAUAUGGCUGACAUAAAGUAGUCCUUCAACCAAAAUCCACUGCGCCAUCCAACUUUCGACUCGCGUCCAACAGCAAAUAUAUUGUUUAUUGAUUUUUCCUCAUCAUGGCUGAUGUUAUCGUAGUUGGGGGCGGCACAGCCGGCGUCGUGCUCGCUUCACGCCUGCACCAACGCAAACCAGAACUAUCAAUCACCCUUAUCGAAGCAGGCCCGGAUGUAACCGGACACGCCCACGUAGCGAAUCCUGCAGAGGCUUCGCUGCUCCACUUCUCCGAUCUCGACUACAAGUACAUGACCGUCCCUCAGAAGCACUUGAAUGGCGCGCCACGUUAUAACUGCGCCAUCAAAGGGCUAUCAGGAGGCACAAUCAUCAAUACUGGGGGAUGGAUUCGCGGGGAUAAGAAAGACUAUGAUGAAUGGGCUCGCACUGUAAAAGAUGAUCGAUGGAGUUAUGAUGGGUUAUUGCCUUAUUUUAAGAGGUCUGAGAAGCAUUUUGAUCCUAAUGCGGAUCCUACCCAGCAUGGCUUUGACGGACCGAUCACGACUGCUUCAGUCACCUCGUCUGGCCGGACGUUUCCUCUAAGGGAGACGGUGUUCAAAAUGUGGUCCAAGGGACUCGGGUUGGACCAUGUUCCAGAUGCUAAUAAUGGCCAUCCGCAAGGUAUCACCGAUCUGGUUGAGAACUGGAAAGACGGGAAGCGGCAGAUAGCCAGUGAUGUCUAUCCUUUGGAUGGAGUCAAAGUCCUCACCGACACCGCGGUACACCGCGUGAUUCUCGAAGACAAGGUGGCUGUGGGUGUCGAACUCGUAGGCGGUGAGAAGCAUCUAGUCAAACAAGGCGGGCAAGUCAUCGUCAGCUCGGGAGCAUACGGAACUCCCAAACUGCUCCAACUCUCUGGAAUCGGUGAACCCGCUCUUCUCUCCCCGCUCGGGAUAAACACAACCAUUGAUCUGCCGGUUGGAAACAAUCUCUUCGACCACAUGCUGCUGUUCCGCUACUGGAAACUGCGGCAACCAGAAAAAGGGCUGGCGCUCGGGUCUCCAGACUUUGGCGGCCCAAACUACGAUAAGGGAGGGCCCGUGGACUGGCUCGUCACAGCCCCGAUCCCAACUGUGCCGCUCAAAGCGGCGCUCGAGAAGGACGAGGGCCACGUCUCUGACCAUCAUCCUCUACUUCAAGGGCGGAGCCACUUGGAAAUGAACCUAUUGUAUGCAGCGCUUGGUGCGGAAACGCAAGGUCUGACAAUCCCACUAGACGGGAAAUCAAUCAUGACGUUCUUCAUGGGGUGUCUUCCAACAUCGCGAGGAAGCGUGAAGCUGAGCUCCAGUGAUCCCCUGGCUCCGCCGUUGAUAGAUCCCAACUACUACGCUACGAAUGCUGAUAAGCAUGUCAUGCGACAAGGCUUCCGUUUACAGUCCAAAGUCAUGCUGGAAACGCCCCAAGGCAAGGACCUCGUUGUCGAAGAAUACAUUCCUCCAGGCCAGGACGGCAGCGCGGCAGACGCUACUGACGAACAGAUAGAUGAUCGGAUCAAGCUGGGUGGAUCCACUGUCUUCCAUCCGGGAGGCACAGCUGCCAUGGGUAAGGUCGUCGAUGCGUCCCUCAAAGUGUAUGGAGUCAGGAACCUCCGAGUGGUGGAUGCAAGUGUGAUACCUGCGCCGAUUGCUGCGCAUCCUCAGGCUCCCGUUUAUGCCAUCGCUGAGCAGGCUGUGGAUAUCAUAUUGAAGGAAGACUUUUGA
This is a messenger RNA of Periconia digitata, 1756 nucleotides long. The record is from the annotation of a GenBank genome assembly. NCBI's taxonomy places the organism in Eukaryota, Fungi, Ascomycota, Dothideomycetes, Pleosporales, Periconiaceae.